AUGAGGGGCCUCCCUCGGAGCUCUGGCCUCUUUCAGCGUGGAUUAGGCCGUCCCGAAACCGUGGACUCCCUGGUGCGUCAGGCGGAGAACCACACUCACACCGUCCUCCUCCACACGUACCGGGACCUGGCCGGUGCCGCGGCGGCGCCCGUGGGGGAGUUCUUCACGGAUGUGGGGCUGUUCGUGUUGGGCUCCGAGCUCAGCCUGGAAGAAGCUUCACAGCGCUUUUUCGACGCCCUGUUCCCUCUGGUUUACGAGCGACUGGUCGAGCCGGGUCUGUCCCGCUUGUCUCCGGCGUACGCCGAGUGUGUCCGCGGCGCGUGUCGGGAUCUGGUGCCGUUCGGUGCCGCCCCGGGCCGGCUCGCCACUUACAUCUCCCGCGCCUCUCUGCCGGGACGGCUGUUUCUGCAGGCGCUUCACCUGGGCAUCGAGGUCAUCAACACCACCGACCACAUUCAGCUCAGCCGCGAGUGCAGACGUGGCCUUCUGAGGAUGAGCUACUGUCCGCACUGCCAGGGUCUGACCGCCAGCAAGCCCUGCAUGGGUUACUGCCUCAACGUGGUGCGAGGGUGUCUCGCCAGCCUGGCUGAAGUGGACGCCCACUGGAGGGAGUUUGUGCGGUCGCUAGAGACCCUCUCCACCCGCAUGCACGGGGCACAAGACCUGGAGCAAGUGCUUCUGGGAGUCCACGGGCUGGUGAGGGACGCAGUGGCCCACGCACAGAGGAACGGACCCCGGCUUUCUGCUAAGGUGCAUGAUGUGUGUGGUCACCCCAGCAGACAGACGGAGCAGGUCAGCCGCGUUCAGCACAACAGAGACUCCAUUCCUCUGAAAGCAGCGGCCAGAAACUCAGAGAACACACUCAGCAACUGGAGGAAAGACUUCCUCAGCAGCCUGCGUCUGUACCGCACGUUCUACGGUGGCCUGGCGGACCUGCUGUGUGUGAGCGAUCUGGGCUCUGGAGACGGACUGGCCUGCUGGAACGGAGCUGAAGUUGACAAAGGCUACACUCUGCAAGUGGUUGGCAACGGGAUUAAAGCCCAGGCGGAAAACCCAGAAGUCAAAGUGAAGGAGGCCGACCCGGUGAUCAAUCAGGUCAUUGAUAAACUGAAGCACAUCAAUCAGCUGUUGCAGGGCAGGUCAAUCCCAAAGCUGGGCACCCUGGACCGAAUCGAGACAGGAAGUGGAGACGGAUACAGUGGAGACUGUGAUGACGAGGACGGAUGCUGGGGAUCAGGGAACGGAGCGGCAGAGAGGAGAAGAAUAGUCACUAUAUUGACACCGGAAAAUACCAACAAUCACCGAUACCAUCACCCUCAAACCAAAGACUUUGAUCAGAUGAAGUCUGGCAGUGGAGUAACACACACCGGCCCGCUGGCCCUGGUCUCGAUAUGCGUGUUUGGGCUGUUGUCAGGAUAAUAUCAGCCAACUGGGUCCGAACCCCAGUUCCAGGCUUUUCAUGCUGUUUUCUGGAAAGAAAAUGUGCCAGCUUUUAAAACAUUGAGGUUGAAAUUCCAGCAAAGAGAUGUCCUCUAAUGGAAACGGAUCGGUAUGGACAAAACUGGCAUUGAUGCGUUGAGGACUGAGAGGGGGAAAAUAAACACACAUAAACCUUUUUAAUCCCAAAGUGUUUCUAUCAUGAACGUAACAGGCUACUAAAAAAUUCUGCGAACACUUUACUGCCUUGAAUAAUGUCUUUUCUACAGGGUUCAGAGUAAAACUUUCAGAGAGAAAUGAAUUUAUUUAAUUCUUUAAUGAUGUAUGAUCUAUUCAAAGCAUAGUUCUGGGCUGAAAAUCAGCAUUUUUAAUAGAAAUGAUGCAAUAUUUCUGAUGUCACGUACUGCUUUUUCAAUAUAUCUUGGUACCAUGUACCUAAAUGACCUCCUUUUUCAGCAUUUUUAAAUGUACUGUUGUUGUUUCUUUUCAUCUGAAAUGGCGUGUGACGCACCUUAACAAAAUGUAUAAAGAUGUGUUGAUUUACAAUGUAUUUAUUCUUGGUUACAGAGUGACAUUAAACAUAUAAUGAAACUAAA
This is a messenger RNA of Pimephales promelas (fathead minnow), 2033 nucleotides long. The record is from RefSeq and is a predicted model, not a curated record. Lineage: Eukaryota; Metazoa; Chordata; Actinopteri; Cypriniformes; Leuciscidae.